GCGGCAGCAGCGAUACGGCGGCUGUGCGCCCGAGUAAUUACUCCUGGCGCAGGUUCAGUAGUUGUCUCCUUACUGACCGAUGUAGGGUUUUGGACUAGGAGAGAUACGACGAGCAUACGGAGCCGCCGCCUAGGCGGAGGCGGCGGCGGCUGUCUUCUCCGCGUACUGCCAUUUGUCCGGGCCAUCGUAAUGGCUUGCCGAUCACCAGCAACGGCGAUCGACGCCCUAAUCACCCUCUUUGCCCUUUUACCGGAUUCCCGUCGGAUCCCUGGAUUCUUCUCUGCGUCGCUGCAGAACAAGUUGUCCGGCGGCGGUCCAGGCCAAUAUUUAUGCAGGAUGGGGCAACAUCGGAACGGGGCGCUACUGAAUCCAGCGCCUUCCCACGAAAAAAGAAGAAUAAGAUUCCGGCGGCAACUAGUAGAUGCUAAAAUCACGGAGGAGAUAUCUUAUCGAGCUUGUUUUGGCAGGUGAAAAGAUAUACGUAUUUCUUUCCACGACUCUCGUUUGAAUACCCGAUAUACCCUUGAUGAAAAAUAAUUAAUCUCGAAUUGUCACCACCAAUUCAGACCUCCGAUUCGUUCUCUGACUCCAAAGACCCGCGAGCUGCUUCGAUUUUGUUCAAGCGAGCCGGUCUUCGGCCGUUUCCGAUUCCGAGCGACAGAAUACAACGAGAGAUUUACGGACUCCGUAUCCGUCCUGCACUCUCCCCGACUCGUCAAUAAAUACAACGAGAGGUUUACGAGAGUUAGCCGCCAGAGAAAAGCGACGGAAAGAAGCGAGACGCAUACGAGAGCUCAUUCCCAGAACCCGCGAGCUCCGGUCACUGCUUCGUUUCCGCAUAUAUCCAUCGCCUCGACUCUGUCCACCGGCACCGCUCGCCGGCGGCCAUGAUGAAUCCGGAGAUGAUGAGGCUGGCGCAGGAGCAGAUGAGCCGCAUGUCCCCGGCCGACUUCGCCAGGAUGCACAUGCACGUGAUGUCCAAUCCAGACCUGAUGAAGCAAGCAACCGAGAGCAUGAGAAACAUGAGAACCGAGGACUUCAAACGAGCCGCGCAGCAGCUCAACCACACAAGCCCAGAGGAAAUACUUCGCAUGACCGAAAAAGUCGCCAACGCUAAGCCCGGGGAGUUCGCCGCCAUGAAGGCCCAGGCCGAUGCGCAGAUGUCGUACGCGAUAUCCGGUGCCAAGAUGUUGAAGCAGCAGGGGAACGAGCUCCAUAGCCGUGGGCAGUAUGCUGAUGCCGCCGCCAAGUACAAGCUCGCCAAGGAUAACAUGAAGAACGUGCCGUCAGCAGCUGGGCAAACGCUGCAGCUCCAGUGUGCCCUCAAUUUGAUGUCUUGCUACCUGAAAUCCGGCAGGUUUGAGGACUGCAUAGAUGAAGGUUCGGAGAUCCUAGCCUAUGACUCGAGCAAUGUUAAAGCGUACUACCGAAGGGGUCAGGCUUACAAGGAACUAGGGAACCUGGAAGCUGCCGUUGCUGACCUCGGUAAAGCCCAUGAAAUCUCUCCAGAGGAUGAAACCAUUGCAGAGGUUCUGAGAGACGCGGAAGAGAAACUUACAACUAACCUGCCAAAGGGACUUGUUAUUGAGGAAAUCGUAGAAGAAGAAGAAGAAGAAGACAGUUUCCAGCCUUCAUCUCCGCAAAACGUUGUUGCAGAGAAAUCUGAUGAAAUAGACCAAAGUACGGACCAGCCAUCACUUGAUUCUCUACCUUCCGCAACUGAUAUGCAAGACAUGAGAACUUUCAUGGAAGACCCUGCAAUGCAACAGGUGCUUACAUCCAUGAUGAAAAACAUGAGUCCGGAUACAAUGACAGACAUGAGUAGGCAGUUUGGUUUGAAUCUGACAACCGAGGAUGCUGCAAAGGCCCAACAUAUAUCACAGCUAUCUCCGGAACGUUUGCACAAAAUAAUGAAGUGGAUGGACAGAGCACAGCGAGGAGUAGAAGCCGCAAAGAAGACAAAGAACUGGCUCAUGGCCAGGAAAGGCUUGAUCAUCGCUAUUGUCUUGUUGAUUGUGGCCUUCAUCCUCCAGCGGCUUGGAUUCAUUGGUAGGUGAUGGCCUAAACAUCCAUGAUGGCCAAUCACGCGGUGCAUCCGAUAGAUAGGAUACAAAUAAUUGUUCAGUGGCUUUUUUUCUAAGCCAGAAUUGAUAGUGUGCAAAUGAGUAUGUCCUUGAGAAGGCUCAAGAAAUAGUUGGAUAUGUGUCUUUCUUAUUCUUUCAGUCAUAUGUGUAUAUAGAUUGUAACAAAAUUGAAAGGAAAAACUUAUAGUAUCAUUUGGACA
Molecule: messenger RNA, 2284 nt
Organism: Lolium perenne
Lineage: Eukaryota; Viridiplantae; Streptophyta; Magnoliopsida; Poales; Poaceae
Product: outer envelope protein 61-like
Molecular function (GO): protein binding
Source: RefSeq, a predicted model, not a curated record